GUGCAAAAUGACUGCUCAAGUAACUUUGGAGGAUGCCUUGUCCAAUGUUGACCUCUUGGAGGAAUUACCAUUGCCGGAUCAGCAACCAUGUAUUGAGCCCCCACCAUCAUCUCUUCUGUACCAGCCAAACUUCAACACUAAUUUUGAAGACAGAAAUGCAUUUGUCACGGGUAUUGCAAGAUACAUUGAGCAAGCUACGGUCCAUUCUAGCAUGAAUGAAAUGUUAGAAGAAGGUCAGGAAUAUGCAAUCAUGUUGUACACAUGGAGAAGUUGCUCAAGAGCCAUUCCCCAGGUCAAGUGCAACGAGCAGCCUAACAGAGUAGAAAUUUAUGAGAAAACUGUGGAAGUUCUGGAGCCAGAAGUGACAAAACUGAUGAAUUUUAUGUAUUUUCAGAGAAAUGCAAUUGAACGGUUUUGUGGAGAGGUGAGACGCUUGUGCCACGCAGAGAGAAGGAAGGACUUUGUGUCUGAAGCCUAUCUGAUCACACUGGGCAAAUUCAUCAACAUGUUUGCGGUGUUGGAUGAGUUGAAAAAUAUGAAGUGCAGUGUGAAGAACGACCACUCAGCCUACAAGCGAGCUGCUCAGUUCCUGCGGAAAAUGGCAGAUCCUCAGUCCAUUCAAGAGUCUCAGAACCUUUCCAUGUUCCUUGCCAACCACAACAAGAUAACACAAUCUUUGCAGCAGCAGUUGGAGGUGAUCGUUGGCUAUGAAGAGCUGCUUGCAGAUAUUGUGAACUUGUGUGUGGACUACUAUGAAAACAAAAUGUAUCUAACACCCAGUGAGAAACAUGUCCUUUUUCAGGUAAUGGGCUUUGGAUUAUACCUGAUGGAUGGAAGUGUCAGUAACAUCUAUAAGCUGGAUGCAAAGAAAAGGAUAAAUUUAGCCAAGAUAGACAAGUACUUUAAGCAGUUGCAGGUUGUCCCACUGUUUGGUGACAUGCAGAUUGAACUUGCCAGAUACAUUAAGACCAGUGCCCAUUACGAGGAAAAUAAAUCCAGAUGGACGUGCACAUCUUCCAGCAGCAGUCCCCAGUACAAUAUAUGUGAGCAGAUGAUCCAAAUCAGAGAAGACCAUAUGCGUUUCAUAUCCGAGCUGGCUCGUUACAGCAACAGUGAGGUGGUGACUGGGUCUGGUCGACAGGAAGCUCAAAAAACAGAUGCGGAAUAUCGGAAGCUCUUUGAUCUCUCUCUCCAAGGCCUGCAGCUUCUCUCCCAGUGGAGUGCCCAUGUCAUGGAAGUGUACUCGUGGAAGCUAGUUCACCCAACUGACAAAUAUUCCAAUAAAGAUUGUCCUGACAAUGCAGAGGAGUAUGAAAGAGCAACAAGAUACAAUUAUACGAGCGAGGAGAAGUUUGCUUUGGUUGAGGUGAUUGCCAUGAUCAAAGGUCUUCAGGUGCUGAUGGGACGAAUGGAGAGUGUUUUCAAUCAUGCCAUUCGUCAUACAAUUUACGCAGCUCUUCAGGACUUUGCCCAGGUCACACUCAGGGAGCCAUUAAGACAAGCCAUUAAAAAGAAGAAAAAUGUCAUUCAGAGUGUUUUGCAGGCCAUAAGGAAGACAGUGUGUGACUGGGAAGCAGGUCAUGAGCCAUUCAAUGACCCAGCUCUAAGGGGAGAGAAGGACCCCAAAAGUGGUUUUGACAUCAAAGUCCCAAGACGUGCAGUGGGACCUUCCAGCACUCAGCUUUACAUGGUGAGAACUAUGUUAGAGUCCCUCAUUGCUGACAAAAGUGGUUCCAAGAAAACCUUGAGAAGUAGCCUUGAGGGGCCCACCAUAUUGGACAUAGAAAAAUUCCAUCGCGAGUCUUUCUUCUACACUCAUUUGAUAAAUUUCAGUGAAACACUGCAGCAAUGCUGUGAUCUGUCCCAGCUGUGGUUCAGGGAAUUCUUCUUAGAGCUGACCAUGGGCAGAAGAAUCCAGUUUCCCAUUGAGAUGUCCAUGCCUUGGAUUUUGACGGAUCAUAUUUUGGAGACAAAAGAGGCAUCAAUGAUGGAGUAUGUUCUGUAUUCUUUGGACCUUUACAAUGAUAGUGCUCAUUAUGCACUUACCAAAUUUAAGAAGCAGUUCCUCUAUGAUGAAAUUGAGGCAGAGGUAAACCUGUGUUUUGACCAAUUUGUCUACAAGCUGGCAGACCAAAUAUUUGCAUACUACAAGGCAAUGGCUGGCAGCCUGCUUCUGGAUAAACGGCUGCGUUCAGAGUGCAAGAACCAGGGAGCAACCAUUCAGCUGCUGCAGUCCAACCGCUACGAGACACUGCUGAAACAGAGACAUGUUCAACUCCUUGGCAGGUCCAUAGACCUGAACCGGCUGAUCACUCAGCGCAUUUCGGCAGCCAUGUACAGGUCGAUGGAACUGGCCAUCGGCAGAUUCGAGAGCGAGGAUUUGACUUCCAUUGUGGAGCUGGAUGGCUUGAUAGAGAUAAACAAAAUGACUCACAAGCUUCUGAGUAGGUAUAUGACCUUGGACAGCUUUGAUGCCAUGUUCAGAGAAGCCAACCACAAUGUUUCAGCCCCUUACGGCAGAAUCACUCUUCACGUCUUUUGGGAACUCAAUUAUGAUUUCCUUCCAAACUACUGCUACAAUGGAUCCACUAACAGAUUUGUUCGGACCGUGCUGCCAUUUUCUCAGGAGUUUCAGCGUGAUAAGCAGCCUAAUGCACAGCCACAGUAUCUCUAUGGAUCAAAGGCAUUGAAUUUGGCAUAUUCCAGCAUUUACAGCAACUACAGGAAUUUUGUUGGUCCCCCUCACUUUAAAGUCAUCUGUAGACUUCUUGGAUAUCAGGGCAUUGCUGUGGUGAUGGAGGAGUUGCUGAAAGUUGUCAAGAGUCUGCUACAAGGGACCAUUCUUCAGUAUGUCAAGACCCUAAUGGAAGUGAUGCCUAAGAUCUGUAGGUUACCAAGACAUGAGUAUGGUUCUCCAGGUAUCUUGGAAUUUUUUCACCAUCAGUUGAAGGACAUUGUUGAAUAUGCAGAACUGAAGACUGUCUGCUUCCAGAAUUUACGGGAAGUGGGAAAUGCUGUCCUGUUUUGCCUUCUCAUUGAACAGAGUCUGUCUCUAGAGGAAGUGUGUGACCUGUUGCACGCAGCGCCAUUCCAAAACAUCCUGCCCAGGGUUCACGUCAAAGAGGGUGAAAGACUUGAUGCUAAAAUGAAGAGACUGGAAUCAAAAUAUGCUUCACUACAUUUGGUUCCUCUCAUUGAAAGACUUGGCACACCCCAGCAAAUAGCAAUCGCAAGGGAAGGGGACUUGCUGACCAAAGAACGCCUCUGCUGCGGCCUGUCCAUGUUUGAGGUCAUCCUGACCAGGAUCCGCUCCUUCCUGGAUGAUCCCAUCUGGCGCGGACCCCUGCCCAGCAACGGGGUGAUGCAUGUGGACGAGUGUGUGGAAUUCCAUCGCCUCUGGAGCGCAAUGCAGUUCGUCUACUGCAUCCCCGUGGGAACACACGAGUUCACUGUGGAGCAGUGCUUUGGGGACGGCUUGCAUUGGGCUGGCUGUAUGAUCAUCGUGCUUUUGGGACAGCAGCGGCGCUUUGAUGUGUUGGAUUUCUGCUACCACCUGUUGAAAGUCCAAAAGCAUGAUGGCAAAGAUGAGGUUAUCAAGAAUGUGCCUUUGAAGAAAAUGGUUGAGAGAAUUCGCAAGUUCCAGAUUCUGAAUGAUGAAAUAAUUGCUAUUUUGGACAAGUAUUUGAAGUCCGGUGAUGGAGAGAGCACACCCGUGGAACACGUGCGCUGCUUCCAGCCGCCAAUUCAUCAGUCCCUUGCCAGCAACUAGAUUCUCACCUAACAAUACUUUUUGCACCUCUUUAGGCUGAAAGUGUGAGAAAAAAAAAAGCAAGAAACAAAACCCACACCAACAGUUUUAAAGAAUACUCUCAUCUGUGUUUUUCAGUAUGCCUGUGCCAUUUGAGGGGCACAGUGUUCUCUCCAGUUUCCAAGCACAGUAACUGUAUACAAUCCAUACUUAUUUUUCUAGACUAAAAUUUUAUACACUUUGAUUAAAAUCCUGUAAGAUUUUUGGAAUCUCUUUGCAUUCCUGUCCCGAGAUGGCCAUUUUAGACUGGACUGGUAUAAUUUUCCCCUGAAGCUAUAGAAAUAAUGGCUGUGGAGGAUAAAAAACGGUUCUGUAGAAAAAAUUUUUAGAAAUCAAUGCAUAAUUGUUUGUAUUAGAGCCUUAAUUGCUUAAUUUGCCUUUAUUAAAAAAAAAGAGAAAAAAAAACCACAAAAGAAAACAACUCUGCUGGUGCUUUGUGAAUAAUUUUCUAGUUAGUUGAUUCUUCUUCCUCUUUGCAAAACUCUUCUCAGAGAUCAGUAAUUAUGGAAAUGAAGGCUAUUUAAAGUGUUUGUUUCAAAGUUAUUUAACAUGGAGGUGCCCAAUAGGAUUCUGAUCUUUUUAAAAGGUGGAAGUUUGAUUAGAAUGGGGACUGUUUACUCUUUCCUAAUGAGAGCUUCUAACACAGUUUAUAUAUUGGUUUGCAGUACAUACCUGCAUACCCAAACAUGUUUACAAGUGAUGAGGAAUUCUUGUUUAUGAGAAUCUUGACUACAGUGAUCCAUCCAUUACAGGUGUAACCCAUCCCAGUACAUAAACUCUAGUGAUGUUAAUCAUGAUUUAUUAUGGAAAGUAUUUGCUAAAUUUCACUUGCUGUAUAAUGCAAACACUGCAUCGGUAAAAUUGUAAAACUUUGCAAUAGAAGUUGAAUUUUAAAGCAAACUAUUCAGCCAAAAGUAGUAACUCCUGCUUGCUUACUCCAGGAUUCUGUCAGUUUGACAGCUGGCUUUGGGAUCAGCCCUAACUAAGAUGUUAAGAUGGCCAGAACAGAUGAUGUGUUUCACCCAGGAUAUGGAUUCAUGGAGAUGUUACUCGGUUAGUGUUUCUGACCCAUAGUGUGAAACCAAGAAUGCAUCCCUUUGAGAACCUGUCUUUUUUCCUUUCCUCCUACUUGUUCAUGGUUAGGUUACAGUACAUCUUUUCUCCCAGUCAGCUCUUUCCAGGUGCUUCACAGCCACGAACUGACUCCAACAGUGGGUAGAAAUGAGCAUCUGACAGAAGAGGUACACAGGAAGUGAGGAAUAUGUAGGUAUUGGAGUGGCACAGAACUCCAUUUUGAGGAAAGAAGUUAACUGAAAUUUCCUCAGCAAAACAGGAUGGAGAUUUUCCAGGCACUCUAUCAGCAAAUUUCCACAAUCACAGGUUUCCCUAGGACAUCUGUGCUUGAGAGCUGCCAUUCUGGAGUGGUGUCUGUCAUGGUGAGGGUGCACACAAGGCUGCCCGGUGCGUGGGAGACAGAAGUCAGAGGCAUUUGUGCUUUGUUACACCAGCUUAUUGCAGGAUUUCUCUUACAAGGUGUUUAACAGAUGAUUUUCUUUAAGAAAUAGUCUUUGAGUUCACAGAAGACUUUUGGUCAGCCGGAUGCUUCCCUGUGCUUACAGCUUCUGUUAAGCAAAUAAACAACUUUCAUAUUUGCUGA
Cyanistes caeruleus (blue tit) is the source of this 5465-nucleotide messenger RNA. Lineage: Eukaryota; Metazoa; Chordata; Aves; Passeriformes; Paridae. The record is from RefSeq and is a predicted model, not a curated record.